Molecule: messenger RNA, 1359 nt
Organism: Rotaria sp. Silwood2
Lineage: Eukaryota; Metazoa; Rotifera; Eurotatoria; Philodinida; Philodinidae
Source: the annotation of a GenBank genome assembly
AUGCACGGCCUGACCAUAGUCAAGUCACUCCUAGUGCGAGUGUUUCUUAUAGCUCAUGGACUUAUUUGUGCUUGGCGUGUUGUCGAUACAAAUGAAAACCAAUAUUGUUGGGUUAUACUUGUUGGUCUCGGAUUUUUACUUGUCGAAACUGGCAUUGUUGUUUGGUUACGAAAUGGACGUGAAUUUAAAACAGUUGCCUUCUGUAUCAUAUUCUAUUUGACAUGUUCAGCACCAUCACUUUGGAUAAUUCAUGUUGAAACAGCUAAUAGAAAAUUAUAUCGUCUUGCAGAAAAUAAACUUAGUGCUAGAGUACCUCUACCAUCAAGUUAUAUUCGACAACGAAGUUCUCUUUCAAAUAGUACAUUAUUGUCAUCUGAUCCAUCACGUAUACGACGCGUAUUACCAACAACUACACAACUUAUUCUUUCUAUUGGACAUAUUGAAUGCCAUGAUAAAGCAUGGUACUAUAUGGAAGAACAACGUUGGCUUGAUGCGAUACAAGAAACUUUACUUGUUGUUCUAUCUAUAAGUCGUUUACUUAUAAGUCAUGAACAUAUGACAAUAGAAAAAAGUGGAAUUGUUCUAGUUGUUACUUUAAUAAACGUUGCUGAUCUAUUAUCUAUAUCACAUUCAUUACAAUAUCAUGAUGUUAUCAUUGAACGAAUUUGGAUGUAUAUAGGUCUUGUUCUUCUUACAAUAGCCUUAUUUGAAAUGGCAUUUAUUGAUACUGAUGGAUUAACAUCACCUUCUAAUGAAAUAACAUCAUAUUAUCCUACAAGACGAUUACCAAGACGAAUAAAUUUUCUUAAAGAUAGAAAUAUAUGUCCUCUUUUUCGAUCUUUAUUUAUUCAUGAUGGUCUUCUUCUACUUUAUCGAAUAUUUUUAGCUACUAAUGUUCGAUGUAGUAAACCAUCAAUAAUAUUGUUUAUGUCAAAAAAUAUUCUUAUGAUUUCAUUUCAUUGUUAUCGUGUAUAUAAUAUAGCAAAAAAAUAUGAGAAAAAAAAAUCAUUUGAUGCUUAUGAACUUUUAAUAAGUACACCAACAUCAUCACGUAAUUAUCAUCAUAAAUUAUAUGGAUAUGAUCGGCAAGGUAAAUUAACUCAAGAACAAAAAUUAUUACAUCGAACAAUACGUCAAUCACCAUCAAUUACUCAUCGAAGAAUAACAAAAACACGACGAGCAUUUCGAAAUUUUACUCCUGAUUCUAUAUCAUAUCCAUUUGCACGACGUCGAAAUGAUGGUGGUCGAGCACGUACUGCAUUUGCUCUUUAUGGUUUACCAUUUCCUACACCGCAAAUUCCUCGACCGGCAACAAUUUCUUCAACUUCAAGUCUUGUUGCUAAAGCUUUAGUUCAUUAA